AUGGGAUUCGUCGGAGAUGAUUUAACGGGCAAUUGGCUGAGCAUUUAUGGCAGUGCAACUGAGGUGAUGCAUAUUGCGGCGACUACCUGCUCGAAAUACUACACGAUGGCGAAUACUGAGAAAAUAUCCGGCUGCAAGAAAUUUACAUGCGUUGUAAACGGUCCACACAAGGAAUACAUGAAAGCGGAAUUUGUCUUACGUUUCGAGUCGGAUGAAGCGGGCACCAUCAGGUUAACAAAAGAUGACUUGGAAAAGCAAAACGCAGGAACUGGUUACGACCUUACCAACAUACAAGUCAAUGUUCUAACUGCUAUAGCUUAA
Dicrocoelium dendriticum is the source of this 321-nucleotide messenger RNA. The record is from the annotation of a GenBank genome assembly. NCBI's taxonomy places the organism in Eukaryota, Metazoa, Platyhelminthes, Trematoda, Plagiorchiida, Dicrocoeliidae.